This is a messenger RNA of Acanthocheilonema viteae, 381 nucleotides long. NCBI's taxonomy places the organism in Eukaryota, Metazoa, Nematoda, Chromadorea, Rhabditida, Onchocercidae. The record is from the annotation of a GenBank genome assembly.
AUGGCAUUUUCAACGGCUCUUUUUAUUGUCGUGUUCAUUUUGCUGUGCGGGAGUGGAGGAAGCUAUGGGAAUAGCGACACGGGAAAUGAAAAGAUGGCAUUACUUGCGCAAGGCAAAGGAAUAUCAACUACCCAAGGCAAAGGACAAACGGCUACUGAUGGCAACGGAAAAAUGACCACCGAUGGCAAGGAAAAAAAGAUCAUCAAAAGUGAAGUAAAUGCGACUACCGAAGCGGCAGGUGUGGCCGAAGAAGCAGAAGACGAGGUUACAACCGCGAAAGAGGCAGCGGAAGAAGCAACCGAUGAGGCCCAUGACGCGAGCGCAAAAGAAAGAGACGUCUCAACUGAAGCAAGCGCUGGAAGCAUGCCUCAAAUGAGUUAG